AACCUGGAUACAUUUAUUUCUUCUGCUGAACACAAAGGAAGAUAUUUGGAAGAAUGUCAGUAAUCAAACAGAUCUCAUCUCCCAUUUACUGCCAUAGUAAGGAAAAUAAAUACUAUGGGAGUCAAUGGGAACACCACAGAGCUUCAGUCGAGGACGGACGGUGAGGAAGAGGAGGGACAAGAUGAAGACUGAAGGUCGAGCGCAGUCGGUCCCGCGCGAUGACAUGUUACAGAGAAAGGACAGUGAAUCUCCAGCUAAUGACACUCAUCAUGGCAGUGACGGUUCUCUCCGGCACAAUGACAGCAUGUGUGCCACAGACACACCAAACAAAAACCUUGAGAAUAAAGUCAAACAGACGGUGUCUCCAUCAGACGCUCUCAUCAGAAGACACAAACACGGUGAUGUUAAGAAGAAGAGUAAAGCUGACGGAUCAUUUCCAUUGACAGCUCCUCACAACUAUAAAGCCUAUCAGCUCUACACACUUUACAGAGAUCAAGACGGAAAAAUCAUGCAGUUUUCAGAUAAAAUGAUUGAAAACAGACGAGCUGUUUGAAACCUUCAUCAACUGAUCAAAUAAAUCGGCAGCGAGGAGCGGGUCCUGCCAGUGACUGAAAGAGUCCCGCUGAAGCCGUAAG
Messenger RNA from Triplophysa rosa, 635 nucleotides. RefSeq names its product ankyrin repeat domain-containing protein 6-like. The transcript has 5 exons. The record is from RefSeq and is a predicted model, not a curated record. NCBI's taxonomy places the organism in Eukaryota, Metazoa, Chordata, Actinopteri, Cypriniformes, Nemacheilidae. Bases 125 to 553 code for a protein of 142 amino acids.